Molecule: messenger RNA, 1043 nt
Organism: Puntigrus tetrazona (Sumatra barb)
Lineage: Eukaryota; Metazoa; Chordata; Actinopteri; Cypriniformes; Cyprinidae
Exons: 5
Coding region: 261-1043 (260 amino acids)
Source: RefSeq, a predicted model, not a curated record
AAUGAUUUUCCAACGUGGCUUGGUUUGUUCAUAUUUUAAGUGAGGCGUUUAGGGACUUUCAGUCGUCUGAUCAAAAUGGGCACCGUACAGUCAGGGAGGAAUGCAGAGGACUGCAUGCGGUGCAUUUUAAAGGCUGCGUUUCUGCAGGGAGGUGCGUUUCAUGCACAUGACAAGUGUGAACUUCCCAAUGCGGCCAUCAUACACGCGUGCAUACGAUACGGUAGUCUGCAAAUGCUGUUAUAGGUCAGUUAAAAUCCGUUAUGGAGCACGUGCUGGAGUUCGCCGUCUGUGAGCUGUCUAAAAUCGUGGAAGACAGCUUUGACGACCUGCUCUCGGAGUUCACCAAGAAGGAGCGGGAAAACCAGAUAUUAAAAGAGCAGUUGCAGGACAAGAGCGCGGCGGAGGACGGUAGUGUGCUUGCUGUGGAAACGGAAGAGCGCCACUGUGAGUCUGUCUCUCCUAGCAGCUCCAAAGCGGAGAAGCAAGAGUCGAAAGGCGUGCAGGACCAAACGCACAAAAAAGAGAGGGAAAAGGAAAAAAAUGAAACCACAAAUGAACCAGAUAAGCAGACUGUCAUUGCAGUGGCUCAGGACUGGGUGCCCAUCCUGGACAAAGUCUUUGGGCAGAAGUGGUGCAGUGACCUCUGGCAGAUCAAAGAGGUCACCAGCAGUAAAGAGGAGCGCACCGGGCUGAGCUCGGGCUCGGUGACCGACAUGGACAGCUUAAUUCGAGAGACGCUCAUGCCGUCUUGCCUGGCCACUCAGAGGAAGCUGGAGCUCGAGGUGGGCCAGCCGCCCUGGUUGCCACUCGACGAUAUGGAGGUGGUUUCUCUCACCUCUGAGGCUCAAAGCGUUCCUGUUAUCAGCUCCUCAGGUGACGACUCUCAAAUCAGAUCCCCUUCUAUGUUGCAAAGACUCCUGACACUUCCUUCGCAGCUUCUCGAGGAUGACGAUGAGUCCAUGGAUGCCGUUCCCAGCGUGGAAGUGUCCACAGAACCGGGUGAUUCGUGCAGCCCGGUAAGGGCUCAAAGAGUGAGCAGAUGA